Molecule: messenger RNA, 1986 nt
Organism: Rhagoletis zephyria (snowberry fruit fly)
Lineage: Eukaryota; Metazoa; Arthropoda; Insecta; Diptera; Tephritidae
Product: xenotropic and polytropic retrovirus receptor 1-like
Biological process (GO): cellular response to phosphate starvation; phosphate ion transport
Cellular component (GO): plasma membrane; cytoplasm; Golgi apparatus
Molecular function (GO): phosphate transmembrane transporter activity; inositol hexakisphosphate binding
Source: RefSeq, a predicted model, not a curated record
UCAAAGUGUAUUCGUAUUGACUGUGCCCGUGAAAAUGCAGCCAGUGAAACGAGUGCUGUUCAAUUAUUUAGUGAAAUUAAAGUGAAAUAAUAUAAAUCGCGCAUUAAAAUGAAAUUUGCCGAACACUUGAGCGCACAUAUAACACCGGAAUGGCGAAAACAAUACAUAAACUACGAGGAAAUGAAGGCUAUGCUUUAUGCGGCCGUGGAGCAGGCUCCCUCCGCAGAGCUCGUCGAUCCGGAGGUGCUGUCGCGUUACUUUGCCAAAUUCGAUGAGCAAUUUUUCCAUUACUGCGACAAAGAGUUGGCCAAAAUAAAUACUUUCUACUCAGAAAAAAUGGCGGAGGCUACACGCAAAUAUGGCAAUCUCCGUAGUGAGCUUAGCGAGACGCUCGAGAUGGGCACUGUGAAGAAGCAACCGGCUUGGAAGUCCAAGACGCCCUUGGGCAAGAAGAAUGUACCUGCGCGCAAGAUACAGGAUCUCAAAUUGGCAUUUAGUGAAUUUUAUUUGGGUUUGAUUUUGUUGCAAAACUACCAGAAUUUGAAUUUUACGGGCUUUCGCAAGAUACUCAAGAAGCACGAUAAGCUCUUGAAUGUGAGCGAUGGUGUCAAGUGGCGUGAGGAGUAUGUGGAGGCGGCGCAUUUCUAUGUCAACAAGGACAUCGAUCGGCUCAUACAGGAAACGGAGCGCGCCUUCACCAACGACAUUGAGGGCGGCGAUCGACAGAAGGCAAUGAAGCGCUUACGUGUGCCGCCGCUGGCUACUUAUGUCACAUCAAAGGAUAAUCCCUGGUUCUAUUGCUGGAUAGUAGCGGCCAUUGUGUCCUCCUGUUAUGCCUACACGUGGGACAUUAAAAUGGAUUGGGGCCUAUUCGAUGCCAAGGCUGGCGAUAAUCGCUUUUUGCGUGAAGAAAUUGUCUACACGUCGACGUGGUUCUACUAUUUUGGCAUUGUGGAGGACUUGGUGUUGCGCUUCGGUUGGACAGUUUCGAUGAGCCUAAUUGAGGCUGGUUACAUGGAGGGCGAUGUUAUGAUGACCAUACUCAGCCCAUUGGAGGUAUUCCGACGCUUCAUAUGGAACUAUUUUCGCUUGGAGAAUGAGCAUUUGAAUAAUUGUGGCAAAUUUCGUGCUGUACGCGAUAUCUCAGUGGCGCCCAUGGAUUGCUCGGAUCAGACGACAAUUCUCCGCAUGAUGGACGAAGAAGAUGGCGUGGUGAAUCGACGUGGCAAGACCAAAGGUAUGUCGAAGAAGAAGGAGCAACAACGCCUGUUGCUGCUGCAAGGCGAAUCCGUUGAAGAUUUAUGCUCCUAAGUGGCCAAUAACUUUGCUUUGUUUUAUAUAAAAUAGCACAAAUACAAAAUUGAGUGGUUGGUUUGUUGUUUUUAGUUUAGUUGAAUGCCAAUGAAUAUGCCAACUAAAUGUUUUACUAAAUAAAUGUUCGCAUGCAUAUGUAUGUGUGCGAAAAAAAAGGUCCUGGCUUAAGUGACGGAAACGUAAGAACAAAAGCAAAUUUCAUGCUUAACUGCAAGCUCAAUGGUGUAAUUUAUGCCAUUUCUUUCUCUAUGUGAAUGUAGAUUCUUUACUCAUUAAGGCCAGCGAAAUAUAUUGCAGUACUUAGAUAAAAAGCUAAACCGUUUGAAGUUAAAUAUAUUCGCACAUAAACCACAUAUAUUUAUAUUUAUACUUAUUUACGUAUGUAUGUAUUUAUGUACAUUCGUGCGCGACCCUUUUUGCUAAAUAUUUUGUAAUUAAUGCUAAAUAAAUAGAAAUUCAAUCAAAUUAAAAAUUUAAAUACACAUAAGUACUACUUAUAUUUACAUAAAUUACUUUGUAUUUACGUACAGGCGUAUAUCUCUUUAACGGUUUGAUUGCAUUUGCUCUUGUUUCGGCAUAAUGUUUUUUUUUUUCUACGAAAAUACUCUCUAGUCAAAAUAUUUAAUUGUUGUAUCAAAAUAUUUACAUAUGUACAUACAUUCGUAUUUAUGU